Messenger RNA from Gossypium raimondii (Peruvian cotton), 981 nucleotides. RefSeq names its product ubiquitin-conjugating enzyme E2 13. The coding region runs from base 119 to 619 and encodes 166 amino acids. Gene Ontology annotation, biological process: ubiquitin-dependent protein catabolic process; protein polyubiquitination. NCBI's taxonomy places the organism in Eukaryota, Viridiplantae, Streptophyta, Magnoliopsida, Malvales, Malvaceae. Gene Ontology annotation, molecular function: ubiquitin conjugating enzyme activity. The transcript has 6 exons. The record is from RefSeq and is a predicted model, not a curated record.
ACGAAGUGUCGGCUUUUAGUUUCCUCCAAUUUUUUCUUCUCUCUUCAAAUCGCAGGGCUUUUUUAAGCUCUCCCUCUCUCUCUAGAACCCUCACUAUUCUUUUCUUUUGUUUGUUUAUAUGGCAUCUCAAGCCUGCCUCCUCCUUCAAAAACAGCUCAAAGAUCUUUGUAAGAAUCCGGUUGAUGGGUUCUCGGCCGGAUUGGUUGAUGAAAACAAUAUCUUUGAAUGGAGUGUUACAAUUAUCGGACCACCUGAUACUCUUUAUGAAGGGGGAUUUUUCAAUGCCAUCAUGAGCUUUCCGCCCAAUUAUCCAAACAGCCCUCCAACAGUGAAAUUUACAUCAGAGAUUUGGCAUCCUAAUGUUUAUCCUGAUGGGCGUGUUUGCAUAUCAAUUCUUCAUCCUCCAGGUGAUGAUCCAAAUGGUUACGAGCUUGCAAGUGAGCGCUGGAUGCCAGUCCAUACAGUUGAAAGUAUUGUAUUGAGUAUCAUAUCAAUGCUUUCAAGCCCUAAUGAUGAAUCUCCUGCGAAUGUUGAAGCUGCUAAGGAGUGGAGAGAGAGGAAAGAUGAAUUUAAGAGAAAGGUUGGCCGCUGUGUCCGACGGUCGCAAGAAAUGUUGUGAUCAAUGAUGGCUGUUGCUGCUGUUCCUUCUCUAGAAUAUAUGAACUCGUGGAAUGCCUUAAUUUUUAUCAUGUAGGGAGAUGAGUUGCGGCUGAUUACACCGCAGAGUCCUUGUGAACCUAGGGAGUGCCUUAAAACUUAAAGCCCCCCUUCCCUUCGUCUUCCCUUUCCCCGUCUCUUUCUAUUUUUAUUUAUUGUGCUUUUAAGUGGUAGUGUUCUUUUGUAUUCGAAAGCGUUUUGGUUCUGGUUUUGUUUAGUAGUGUUUUGAGUAGCAGUCUCUCAUAUCAUCGUAACGUCUGAUUCGUGACUGUAACUCUUUAUUUUGAUGAACAAUUUGUCUUUUUAUUACAUGCUAUUUAUUUA